Molecule: messenger RNA, 1886 nt
Organism: Trematomus bernacchii (emerald rockcod)
Lineage: Eukaryota; Metazoa; Chordata; Actinopteri; Perciformes; Nototheniidae
Gene: paqr5b
Product: progestin and adipoQ receptor family member Vb
Exons: 8
Coding region: 163-1239 (358 amino acids)
Cellular component (GO): membrane
Molecular function (GO): signaling receptor activity
Source: RefSeq, a predicted model, not a curated record
GAGAGGCAGCAGGAGGGGGAGGAGUGGCACAGGUAUACUGGAUAUUCUCACUGGGUUUGAAAAGGGAGGGCAGCAUGGCAACACACACCUUUAAAGACAAAGACACGCGCCUCCACUGGCCUCACUACUGCUCUCACUCUGACAGCAGCAACAGGAAUAAUCAUGUUCAGCCUCAUCAAAUUACCGCAAGUCUUCACCAUCAAUCAAGUGCCCAAAGUUUUCCACGAGGACGGCAUCGUCUCUGGAUACCGACACCCCCACAGCUCAGCCACUGACUGCAUCCUGAGCCUCUUCCAGCUGACCAAUGAGACGCUCAACAUCUGGACCCACUUCCUACCCACCUGGUAUUUCCUAUGGAAGACAGGGACUGUGGUGCUGAUGCUGACAGCGUGGCAGGACCUCUUCACCUGGCCUCUGGUCAUCUUCCUGCUCUCCUGCUGCUUUUACCCGCUGGCGUCCAGCUGUGCUCACACCUUCAGCAGCAUGUCGGAGCGGGCACGCCACAUCUGCUUCUUCUUCGAUUAUGGCGCCCUUAGUUUCUACAGCCUGGGGUCUGCAAUCAGCUACUCAGCUUAUGUUUUCCCGGACGAGUGGGUGAACAGCCUCUUCCACCAAUGCUACGUCCCCAUGGCUGUGCUCAACACUGUGGUGUGCACCGGCCUGGCCUGCUACUCCAGGCUUGGCUUACCAUUUCUGCAAUAUAAUAAUGACAUCGUAAAGAGAUUUCCUGUGAGUCCAAAGUUCAGCAAAUACCUCCGUGUUGUUGCCUUUGCCUACCCCUACCUGUUUGUCAACAUUCCUCUGUUCUACAGGGUGUUUCUGUGUGUAGGAGAGGGCUGUACAGACAAUGACACAAACAUCCUCCACUGCAAACACAUCGCCUUGGCUUUCCUCACAGGCUUUCUGUUUGCCACACAUUUACCUGAGCGUCUGGCACCUGGCAGCUUCGACUACAUAGGUCACAGCCAUCAACUCUUCCAUGUGUGCGGUAUCCUCGGCACACACUUCCAGAUGAAGGCCAUUGAACAGGACAUGAUGACACGCAGCCCCUGGCUCCUUCAAAACUCCAUACCCAUCACCUUUUCCAACUCAGUGGGUGCAGGGCUGCUCUGUGUGGUGGUGAAUCUGACUAUCAUCAUCCUCUUCAGUCUACCUCUCCUCUCUGCUCCAGUCUGUAAAGAAAAGCAACAUUAUAGUGGUCUGAAGAAAGUAUCAGCUAAGAGUUGCCCCUGCUGCUGAACCUCUGGCUCCAUAAGCAACGGCUAAGGAUUCCCAGCACUUCACAACACAUGCAUUGCAGACAUGUCAAAAAGAGUGCAAUAGGGGGACAUACAAACAUUUUAAAGAAGACUCCUGAGCAAAGAGGAGCUGAUCUGCAUUAAAGUUAUGGUGGUGUUUGGUCUACAGACAUCAUGGGAUGAUUGCUGUUACAUGAGUCAGUAAACUUAAAAUGAUAACUUGCACAAACUGGAAAUUAUCUGUUUAAAAAAAUACAAAUGUAGGAUGUUAACUACACUAUGAGGCACUGCUGUAUAUGUUUAUAAGCAAUUUGUUGCCAUGUCAAAUUAAAAAUGCUGACAUCACUGUCAAUUUAGUUGUAGUGAUGCAUUUAAAGUGCUUGUGAGUGCAUAUGCACAUCAUUCGCAUAAGACAUGAAACGUAUUGACAAGGGAAGAGAAUUUAUGAGAUGCCUUCAAAGAAGCAGCUUAAUGAAGUUAGAUUGAAAUGACUGUUAAUGUAUUAUAUGUAACACAGAGUAAAUACAGAGUAGUUUAUUUCCCUCAUAUGAUGGCUGUUUCUGUCCCUGUAUAAUUUGGAAACGUGCCACAUUGUGCCUUAAUGAUGCAAAACUGAAAAGUAUUUAUGUGCAAUAUUAUUUAUUAUUG